CCGGUUUCCAAAAAGGGCUGUCAGCGCGCUCUUGGAGGGAGGUUUGCGGCCCUCGGACUGUCUCUUGUCGAGCGAUAAGAUCGGCCGGACACAUCUAUAUCGGGCAAUUCCAUGAGCUGCUUUGGCACGGGCCAGGUAUCCCUGACGAGUGAACACAUGCGUCACGCGUUGGCAUCCUCAAUUAACCAAUAACCAGAUGACAAGCCGGACGGCCACGGCGGCUCGCGAGCAAUGCAUGAAGUGGAGGACCCUGGAAGAAUGAAACCAUUGCUAUUCAGGGCUGACAAAAAUGCGUCGUUGGUGCUAACGCACCCGAGACCCCCCUUAUUUGAUUUAUCUAGGUAUGUAUAGCAUGACGUCGCUGGAAGACGCACAGCACAAUAUGCCACUCAGUGGCAACCAACUAGGCCGCCCGUGGUAUUUGGAGAAUUACGAGUACGGAGAGCAUCAAACGGGCACAACUUUAAAAGGAUGCUGCAUCACUCGUGCCUCCCCUCCCCCAUCGCUAGCUAACUCAACAGCUUGAUCACAACUUCUGAGUUCGAAAUAACCACUGAUAAUGGGCUUCCGUAUUACUGCCGCGGCUCCGGCCAUUGCUUCGAUCGCUGCCACUGUUCUUGGCAUUGUCUUACUGGUCUCCGGGUCGUCCACGGGCACUGCUAAUGACAAUUACUGGAUUGCGCUUAAUACCUCAAAAAUCGGCCAGGAUCUCAUACAGAUUACACCUACGGACCAGUCCACCAGUGGAUCCGGUGACUCGAGCCUUGACCCUCUUCCAGGACUGGGAGGAAUCAUCAAUAGCAUACCAGGCCUCAACGGAAUUCUCGACAACUUGACAAACAGUGUUGACCAGGGGCUGAACGAUCUCUCGGGUACAAUACUGGGGAACCUGACGGAGGCCUUGGGGGUCAAAGACACAUACCGCCUUUACACCACCAAGAUGUGCCAGGGAAGCUUCCGGAACGAAGAUGACUCCGACAGUGACGUGGAUAUCGACGCGUGCUUUGCUUAUCGUGACAAAGGCCGAGGCUUGACCAAUAUCACGAACUCGAUCCCGUCGUCGCUGACGGUCGGAACUGCGCAGGUAUCCGUGCCUCUUGUGGCAACACUUAAGCAGUCCCUCCAGACCACAGUCAACUUGGCUUCAACUGCAGCGACUGUUAUGAUGGUGUUCCUGAUCAUCGGUUGCGUCUGUACUGCAAUCACGGCCAUUGCCUCUGUCCUCGGGAUCCUACGCGCACAGUCCCGUUUCUUGACCCUUGUCAAUACAGGGUUCUCAAUACUGGGUGCCGCCAUCUUCUUGGGCCUUGCUGGCAUUGUGACUGGCGUCAUCGUUGCAGGGAGUGACAGCAUCUCAGACCUUGGAAAGGGCUUCAAUCUAGGAGUCAAGCAGGGAGGCGCAUACUUAGCGAUCAUAUGGGUGGCUGCUGUUCUUGCUUGGAUUGCUAGCAUUUACUGGUUCAUGAUCUGGUUCGUUGAGUUCAGACGAAGUGCUUUCUCGAGACGGCACAGGACCACGGCCCAGAUUGGUAAUUGGAGGGGGAUCAUUGGCGAGGUGAGGAGGGAUUUGAAGGUCAAUGGACACAGCAGCGGUCAUACGUCCGACGGUGAAGGAGGUGCACUCAAAGCAUAG
Molecule: messenger RNA, 1633 nt
Organism: Diaporthe batatas
Lineage: Eukaryota; Fungi; Ascomycota; Sordariomycetes; Diaporthales; Diaporthaceae
Exons: 4
Coding region: 560-1633 (357 amino acids)
Biological process (GO): fungal-type cell wall organization
Cellular component (GO): cell cortex of cell tip; plasma membrane
Source: RefSeq, a predicted model, not a curated record